Messenger RNA from Chilo suppressalis (striped riceborer), 1650 nucleotides. NCBI's taxonomy places the organism in Eukaryota, Metazoa, Arthropoda, Insecta, Lepidoptera, Crambidae. The record is from the annotation of a GenBank genome assembly.
AUGGAAGAGAAAUACAUAUUAACAUUGGAUAUUGGUACUACCACAAUACGCUCAUUUAUUUUCAAUUCUAGAGCUGAAUCUGUUGGAAAAGCUGUUGAUCAGGUGGUACUACACUAUCCUCAGCCUGGUUGUGUAGAAAUAGACCCAGAUGAAUUAUGGCAUACAAUUGUAAAUGUAGUCAAGAACUCCCUUCAAAAUGCCAGUUUAUCAGCAGGCCAAAUGUCAGCCAUGGGUAUAUCAACUCAAAGGAGCACUUUUAUAACAUGGUCUCGGAAAACAGGGAAACCAUUUCAUAGGUUUAUUACUUGGAAAGAUAUGAGAGCUGAUAAAUUAGUAAAGCAAUGGAAUGAUUCUUAUACAUGGAAGUUGAUCAAAGCUGGUGCAUUUGCCCUUUAUCUAAUAACGAGAAGUAAAAGAUUUAGAGCUGGUAGUGCUUUAAAAUUCAUGAAUACACAGACCACUCUACGAUUACAAUGGGCUGUAAACAAUAUUACAGAGUUGAAGACUGCCAUUGAGAAUGACGAUGCAAUGUUUGGCACCUUGGAUUGUUGGUUGCUAUACAAACUGACAGGUAACAAACUUCAUCUUACCGACGUCUCUUCCGCGUCUGCGACUGGUUUCUACGACCCGUUCACGAUGCAAUGGGCAGGUUGGGCUAUGACCCUGUUCCAUAUACCGGCUAACGCUUUACCAACCGUUGUGGACACAGCUGGCGACCACUUCUCUAGUACAGACGCGGCGAUAUGGGGACACGCUAUACCCAUUCAGAGUUCAAUGGCGGAUCAAACCGCUUCCAUGUGGGGGUCUUGUUGCUUCGACGUUGGUGACGUAAAACUGACGAUGGGCACUGGAACAUUCUUCGACAUAAACACCGGGUCUUCCCCCCACGCCAGCGUGUCUGGCCUCUACCCGGUGGUGGGGUGGCGGAUCGGGAAGGAACUGGUUUAUUCGGCAGAGGGCGCUAACAACGAUACCGCUUCCAUCAUCAAGUGGGCACAAAAUUUAGGGUUAUUUGACAAUCCGGAGGAUACAGCAGAAUUAGCCACAUCAGUUCCAGACACCGACGGUGUGUACUUCAUACCGGCUUUCAGUGGAUUGGGACCACCGUUCAACGACGGUACGGCAGCGGCAGGGUUCGUGGGUAUGAAACCUUCAACCACUCGCGCGCAUUUAGUACGCGCCGUACUAGAGUCGCUAGCUUUCCGUACGGCGCAACUUUACGCCUGUGUACGGGCCGAGACCAACUUCGACUUCCAUAGUAUAAGGUUAGACGGUGGGGUGUCAAAUAACGAUUUCAUUGCCCAAUUGGUGGCGGAUUUGACAGAUCUGCGCGUUGAGAGACCUCUCGACGUCGAGAUGUCUUCACUUGGUUGCGCGUAUAUCGUCGGCCUACAGUUAGGUAUAUGGAACUCGAAAGACGAUUUGCGAGCUCUCCGCAAAAUAGGUUGCGUUUUCAAACCGCGUCCCAAUAUGAGAUUGCGUUACAAAGCGUCCAUACAAAGAUGGGAAGACGCAGCGAAACGAAUGUGUGGCUGGUAUUCCGAUAAUAAAUCGUCAAAUUCGUUAGUUUCUGAUUCUAGCAGUAGCUCAGUUACACCACAGAAUAGCUUCAAAGUCACUCCGAUGAAAAAUGGUAGACAUUCCAAAUAA